This is a messenger RNA of Ostreobium quekettii, 309 nucleotides long. The record is from the annotation of a GenBank genome assembly. Lineage: Eukaryota; Viridiplantae; Chlorophyta; Ulvophyceae; Bryopsidales; Ostreobiaceae.
AUGGUGGUCAAUACCUUGGUUGCAAAGAAGGGGUCUGGUGCUGUUAGUCCACUGGGGGGCCUUCUCUUUGCGGCGGUCCUGGACCCUGACAGCCAGGGGAGCUCUGCUGGCUGCUGCUGGAGAUGCGACUGGGGAGAGAAUGACUCGCCCACCGCAUACAAACACGCAACCGCCAAGAGAAAAGGCAACAACUGGAUCCAUGCCCUUUUGCUGUGGGGCAAGCUGUGUGAAUUCAUGAGCGGGGCCUCCGCCAUUGCGGGGGUCUCUGCAUCGCUGAAUGACGUGGAUCUGAGUCUCUGCUGUCUGUGA